Molecule: messenger RNA, 522 nt
Organism: Cucurbita pepo subsp. pepo (vegetable marrow)
Lineage: Eukaryota; Viridiplantae; Streptophyta; Magnoliopsida; Cucurbitales; Cucurbitaceae
Source: RefSeq, a predicted model, not a curated record
AUGGCUAAUCAGUCAACAAGGCAAGGGACUAAAGAUUCCAGGACUAUGACUGUGGAGUCCCACUACCUAAGAGAUUUCCAGAGGCAUAAAUCGCCUUCCUUUGACGGAGGUAAGGUGGAUCACAUUGCUACAGAGAAUUGUCUAGAGACCAUAAAAACGACCUUCCAUUUUAUGAACUACCCGCUAAAGUAUCAAGUCCAUUGUGGGACGUAUAUGCUGAAAGGAGAGGCGCACUUCUGGUGGAAAGGUGCUCAAAAGAACAUUAUACCACAGGGAGAGUUUAUUACCUGGUGCCAGUUUAAAGAUCCUUAUCUCCGCAAAUAUUACCCAAUCACUGCCAGAGUGAAAAUGCAAGCAUCAUUCCUCGAACUGAAACAGGGAGAUAGGUCAGUGGAGGAAUAUGACUUAGAGUUCAAUAGGUUGGCAAGGUUUUCUCCAGCCUAUGUUAGUUGUAAUGAGUUGAAGGUCGAACGAUUUAUUACUGGCCUAAGGGAUGUCCUGAAGGGGAAUGUGUCAGCCUAG